Messenger RNA from Larimichthys crocea (large yellow croaker), 5031 nucleotides. RefSeq names its product pleckstrin homology domain containing A4 (gene plekha4). The transcript is spliced from 24 exons. The record is from RefSeq and is a predicted model, not a curated record. Bases 502 to 4515 code for a protein of 1337 amino acids. NCBI's taxonomy places the organism in Eukaryota, Metazoa, Chordata, Actinopteri, Sciaenidae.
UCGGCCUUUAUCAAGGGUGGCAUCCAAAUCUGUAAUCGUCAUAAAGCUCGAUCUAAAUAGCUGGGAAAUGAAAUUCAAAUAAUGCAAAGGGCAGAGAAGAAGAAUGAGAGAACAGCUGUUUUUUGUAAAGUCACAAACCCACACUCAGCAAAAGACAGAGAGGCUGUCAAGGGCAGGGUGAGAGGGAGGGACACCGAGGAAGAAGAAGAAGAAGGAGAAGAAGGAGAAGAAGGGGGGAGGAAGAAAGAAGGGGCUCACAGAGAGUGCACUGUUAGCGGACAGAAAAGCAGAGUGUUAACAGCCAGCGUAGGUAGAUCACUGGGCAAACACCACUGCUGCAAGUCAGGACGGAGGAACGGAGUGAGAAACAGAGAGGGAGAUUCACACGUACAAGGAGAGAAGAGGAGUAUAGCAGGAGAGCGUUUGGGCAACAGGAGCUUGUGGUAGCCAGAAAGAGGGCAGCCAAGCCUGAGGAGAUGCUGUGAGGAAACGUGCCAAGUGAUGGAGCUUGAAGCAGCCAACAGGCGGGCACAAUUAGUCAGAAUGGAUGACCAGGACAGAGUAAGUCAAGCAUCCAGUGUGGCCACCAUUUCCUACUUUCCUGUCAUGAAGGAAAGUGAUGGAAAGGUGCAAGCAUUUGGGAAAAGAUGUCAGGCUGCCAAGAGAGACCCCAACUGUUCUGUGGUCAUCAGAGGAUGGCUCAACAAAAAAGAUAGCUCUGGUUUGAAGCUAUGGAAGAGAAGGUGGUUUGUCCUCUCCAACUACUGUCUGUUUUACUAUAAAGACAGUAGAGAAGAAUCUGUGCUGGGCAGCAUUCCUCUUCCAAGCUACAAAAUCCUGUUUUGCACACCACGGGAAUGCAAGAACAGGAAGUUCACCUUCAAGGUGGUGCACCAGGGAAUGCGCUCUUAUUUCUUCAGUGCUGACACUCAGGAGGAUAUGUUGGGUUGGGUCCGAGCUCUCAGUCAGUCUGCCUCAAUGGAGCCAGACAGCUCCCUGAACAGGCGCUGCUCAAGUUAUCAGGAUUUCACACAGAUAGGCGGCAGCAGUGAAUCCGUGGAAUUCCCUAAAGCCCCCUCUGAUGGAGAGGGUCCCUCCCAAAAGCACAGGCACGUCAGCAGGGCUCUGAGUGAACCGUGUCAGCUCACCGGUGGGAGGAUGGGGAUGUCGCACUCAGAGCAAAGGGGAAGGCAGAGUGUGCGUCAGAGAAACAGCAGAACACCCAGCCCUCCUGAAUUUAGCAGGAGAAGAGUUUAUGGCCCAAACCAAGAAGAAGAUUCUCUUCCUGAACACACACCACACACCCAAGCAGAAAUGAUGGGAACAGGCUCUUUGACCUCAAGAGGUCAGCUGGGUUCACGACCUCACACACCGGUGGGAAGGGUUGACAUUCGACCACACGAUGACUCGGUCAUAAUGCCACAGACGCUGUACUACGCACCUGCCUCACCUAACCUGGAGUUCAAAUCUACUCCUACCACUCCAGUCACGGAAAGAUGGCAAAACUUAAGCAAGCCUACACCUACAUAUGGUUCUGUCCAUCAUGUGAGUGGAAGGAGACCUUUAGGAAAGAGCUACUCUACAGGGGGGCAUGCAGACUUACUGCCCCCUUUGCCCCCAUCAUCGAGAGCCGCACAUGCGCCACACCCACCACACCACCACCACCACCACCAUCAUCACCAUCACCGCAGCAAUUUAUCUGUUUGUGUGCUACCGCCAGCUAUGACCCCGAAGUCUGAACCGAGAGAGACCCCACCAAUCAGACCUCUUGAAAGUGAUGCUGAUGCUGUGUUGACAAGGUUAUGUGGGUGUGACAAACUGCUGCAGUCUCUGUCUCUAGAACUGGCCCAACUACAAAUGGAUAAGGACAGCGUCCAUUGUGCAUUAGAAGUUUCCAGACUGCAGCUGGAGGAGUGGAAAAACCAGGGGCCGAGAGCCCAGGAAGAGGCACUGACCCAGAAGGCUUUGCUCCAGGAGGAGCUGGUCACAAUCCGGGCCAGAAUGUGUGAUGUAUCAUUGGAAAUGGACCGGGUGUGGAGUCAGUAUGAAAGAAUGGAGAGUGAACUGUCCGUUAUCCGUUCACACCUUCAGCACAUCUGUAACUUCGGAGUGCCACAGGAGCAGUCUCAGGCCCAGAGAGAGCUGUGGAUGAUGGAGGACAUCCUGGCAGGACUAAAGGUCAACAGGGAUCAUUUCCGCUUCCUGUUGGGACUACAGAGGCACCACACGUUCCAGCCGACAUCUCCACAUCCUGGAUCCCCUGGCUCUCCCACAGAGAGGCUGCAGAGUGGACUGCCAAUGGAUGUAGAACAAAAGCCACCAGUACGCCCACCGUUACCCCAGGAGCUACAGGAAAGCCACCAGAGCAGAGAUCUGGGCCAUGGCUGGGCAGAGUCACCAUAUGAGGGAAUCUACAGCCACGCUGUUGAUCCAGUACACAGAAGAGGAAACAGCCAGCCUGACCUCCUUAACAUGAAAGCACAGAAAGACGAAUUUGAAUCUCAAUCUGGUUCAAAGUGGAUCCCACCAGAUACAACGAACCAAUCAACAAAGAAAGUGAAGAUGAGUGAAGAAGAGCAGAUUGAGAGAAUGAAGAGGAAUCAGGAGAGGAUGACUAAUAGAAAGAAACCCCCCCUAUCCACUCCAGGCACCCAAACCCAGAGUCAAGGUUCAGAGACAAGAGAGGAGGCCCCCUUUCCUCUAAGGGUGACACGGGUUGUUACAGCUGUACUGCCAACCUCUCUUGUGGCCAGACGGGUUUCUGUUGAGGAUCCCCCGCCUGAGCUCGACAACCCACUGCCUGAGCAGAUCCAACCUGAGAUGCAGCAAAGAUUGGCUGAGCAAAGUAAAAAAAUGUUGAACAAGCCACCCAGGCGUCCUGAUCAAAUGAGGUCCUCUGCAGAGAUGCACCAGGAUCAGCCUGUUAAAAAGACAAAGCAGCAGCUGCAUCAGGGAGUACUGAGGUCCUCCAAGAAGGAGUCACAAUCAGAUGGGAGCCGAGCAGAGUCUAGAGAGACUUCAAGGAAUCAAGUUCAAGAACAAGCAGGAAACGGAAGUGCGAGCUUUGACGUCAGGGUGGAGGAACGGCCUUCUGCCCUCCUGACCCCUGACAUGGACCCUGACCUCUGUCUGACUGCUGAACAACGAGAGGCCAAACUACGACGUGUGGAACGUAUACGUGAGAGAGUCAUAAGAAGUGCAGCCAGAGAGAAUGUUACUACACACAGUCUGCUGCCAAUCAGGGGGGAGGGGAAGGAAGUUCAUCAGGUACCCCCUGACACAGCUAGAAAACAAAGGAUAAGAUCAGACCGUGAAUCUUACCAUGGCAAUAGAAGCCGUGGGGAUAUCAUCAGACGUCCUGCAGAACUUCAGCUUUCUAGCGAAACAUCUCAGGAUGAUGAUGAAAAAGAUGGGCAUGUGAAAAAGUCUAAAAGUCAAGUGAGGUUUGGGAACAAAACACAGCACAAAGAUCACAGUGGAAGAACAGGGGUUGCCAAAACUAAAAUCAAACGUCCAGCUUCACCCUAUCACAUCUCAUCUAUGACUGUCUACCAGAAAGAAGGAGCACAUGGAUUUACAAGUUGCAAGGAUGGAGAGGAGAAAAAGCUUGAGGAACCUGCCACUGAUGAUAAUGAAAGUGAUUUUUCAUCCACCGAUCUGAGAGCCAAGUGGUUCCUCUCCACCAGCCAGUGGCAAGGGUUCAUACCUUUGCAGAUCCCUGUCAUAGACUCAUUUUGCGGUGAGGAGAUAUCAGACACCGAGAACCAACCAGCGUGCACUGAUGAUGUGACUGAUUCCAAUGAAAUGUCAUCCACAGUCAGCGAAAGCUUAGAGAAAAUGAAAGAGAACCAUUCACUCUUCUAUAAGAUUGCAUGUGACAUUAGUAUUUCAGACACAGAUAUAACAAAGAAUGAUGGGAAUUCAAAUACCCAAACAUCAUCCAGGCCAGACGAAGAAGAACUACUGAUCGCUGAAUCUGUGCCAAAUGAACCAGUCCAUAAUGUUGAGAGAUCUUCUAACCAAGAGAACAAAGAUUCCAGUUUACAUUUGUCAUCAGCUGUUAAUGAAAAUGGUCUAUCAAUUAAUAGCAAACUCCAAGAUUCAACAUUGGAAACCAAGGACAAAGAAGCAUUAAAUACCUCAACUAGUCCAUCAAAAGAGGCUUGUGCUUAUGAAGGGAUCCCUCAGAAAGAAUGUGAAGACGCCUCAGGGCAAGAAGGCCAGUUAGGGAAAGUUAGAGAAACUAUCCAUGGAGCUCCUAUUCAGGACACUGAUAGUGAUCAGGCCUUGGAUGAAAGUGCAAAGACAGGAGAAGAACAGAAAGAAUUAGAGGCUAAGAAGGUGGACCAAGAGAGAUCUAUAGAGCUGAAGAAACGUAGUUUAAGUGAAGAGAGCAAAGAGAGGGUCCAAGAACGAGGCAUCAACCACUCCAUCACUCCAUCCAGCUCCGGACCGGUGAUCCGGAGUGCCUCUUUUGGGAAGGCGCGAGUUACAGUUAUAAGGACAAGUUUGUAGAGGCAAGAACAGUGAUGGAGGUAAGGAGCUUAAAUGAAUGAACUUGAGAGGGACAAGAACACAGUCAAGUGAUAUAUGGUAAAGAAAAAAAAAGAAGGACUUGAAGUGACGGAGGGACCUAACUUUGGGUUAGAAAUGGUAAAAUGGGAACAUAUAAUAUGAAAAAUAAACAUAAUGUUUGGUAAACAUUUCCAUUAUUCAUAAUAUGUGGUUAGACGUGGAUACAAAUCAGAAAGUCUUAAAAACAUUUCAUGAAACCAGAAACUAUAUAUGCAAAUAUAGUGUUGUUCUUGCAAUUGAUGGUGAACACCAAAACACCUUAUGUAUCGUUUAAAGUACAUGUCUAUUCUUUGUGGUUAACUCUUUCAUUCCUCUCAAAAUGUGCAUCUAGCAUAGCACAGAAAUUAUACAUGAUGUCUGCUCAUGGGCGGCAACAUAACCCUGUUAUUGUCACUGUAACAAAAUGUGUUUUGUAUCUCAAAUAUCCUGAUUAAUAAACAUGCUGUGUGUCUGACA